Bombus huntii is the source of this 390-nucleotide messenger RNA. RefSeq lists its product as uncharacterized. The transcript has 3 exons. Lineage: Eukaryota; Metazoa; Arthropoda; Insecta; Hymenoptera; Apidae. The record is from RefSeq and is a predicted model, not a curated record. The coding region runs from base 1 to 390 and encodes 129 amino acids.
AUGAUCGUACCAAAUCCCGAGCAACGGUCAUGGGAAGAAGCUUCAGGGAACGUUCGCGACAAGAUGACACGAGACCAGCGCUUCGUAGUCGCGAGAAAGCAGGAAGGUCGCGGAGUCUCCGGGGCUCGGCGGUCGAGACCCCGCAGGAAUGCAACGCCGGCUCGAAUUAAUAGAUCGAGGGACCCGGGCGAAUUUAUCCGCUUCGUGGCGGCGAGUUUAAAAGCGGCGCGGGUCUCCUUUGCAUCUCGAUCUCUCCGCGGCGCUGGGGGACAGAGACGCCGGCCCCGUGAUGAGUCCAGACGACGGUUAGAUAACGGGCAAUCGCAUUUAGAUAAGAAGCGCGGAAGAGACCAUUGGAAAUGUUCGAAUCCGGGCAGAGGACCCCAUUAA